Messenger RNA from Anopheles coluzzii, 534 nucleotides. Its product is annotated as U6 snRNA-associated Sm-like protein LSm5. Gene Ontology annotation, cellular component: U6 snRNP; U4/U6 x U5 tri-snRNP complex; Lsm1-7-Pat1 complex. Gene Ontology annotation, biological process: mRNA splicing, via spliceosome. The transcript has 3 exons. The record is from RefSeq and is a predicted model, not a curated record. The coding region runs from base 146 to 430 and encodes 94 amino acids. Gene Ontology annotation, molecular function: RNA binding. Lineage: Eukaryota; Metazoa; Arthropoda; Insecta; Diptera; Culicidae.
ACAACAGCUGUAAACAAAACAAUUUACCGGCGGCGCGGAAAGCACACACUCUCGUUUGCACAAAAGCAGCAAGAAAAAAGCGAUCCCAAAGGUAAAGUUGUGAGCAGAAAAUUUCGAUUCCAACACGUAAAGUCAGCUCCUAAUAAUGGCACAAACAACCGUCGCGAAUCAAUCAACAUUGCUACCACUCGAGCUGGUAGAUAAAUGCAUCGGUUCGCGGAUACACAUCAUCAUGAAGAAUGAUAAGGAGAUUGUGGGCACGCUGCUUGGGUUCGACGACUUCGUCAACAUGCUGCUGGAGGACGUGACGGAGUACGAGAACACACCGGAAGGCCGGCGGAUAACCAAACUCGACCAGAUCCUGCUGAACGGCAACAACAUUACGAUGCUCGUGCCCGGUUCCAGCGGCGAUCUUCCGGAAGCAUCGUAAAGCGCUUGCGGCAUAUUUCCCCCUCCCUGUGAAUCGAGAAGAGUGUGAAUUAAUGUAAUUGAAAACGCGAAUAAUGGAAGAAGAGAUAACUCGUGCAAAAAUAA